GCGACUACAAUUACGUCCGUUCUGAGAGUGAGCGACGAGCGACGUCAACUAAUGUGUUCUAUCUUCUAAUUCUAGCCGAAAAACAUGCGGUUCUAUACCAAGUAGGGGAGAGAGUUUAGCGUUGUGUAAGUAAGAGAGAUAUGUAUCAGUCACUUCUUUGAAUUUGCUGUUUGUGUAGGGUUGUAUGUUUUUUGGACAGAAUUAGAAAAGAGCCGAUCGUCGGCGUCGCUUACUCUUACGAAGAUCCAAACCGUCACUAAAAAGCACGGAUAUAUUGCGCCAACAGUGUACCGAUCAUUUCUAAUUUAUUGAAAGAAUCAUUAACUGCUUCUGUUUGGUUCAUACCACUCUAUUAAUGGAAACAGCAUCUCUUCAUACUUUUUCAAAAGCAAUUGCAUUCGAUGAUUUGGUCACUGAUAUUGACAGUUGAAGACAGUUUUGUAUGAAAAUAAUAGUCAAAUUUGCUAGUACGAUAUCUUGUUUUCAAUUCUUUCAUUGUAUGAACACGGAGAAGAGGAGUACGAUAGAGAUUCAGAAUUGUAUGUACAUAUAUAGGUAUGCUCUUUGUAUAUAGAAAUUCGUGGUUGUGUAAAGAUUUUCGCGUAGCUGUGUAGUGGCAAGGAGAGGUCCUUAGCCCCCUUCGCUAGACAGACGCAGGUAAUGAGUUUUUACACCAUAACUGCGGCAACACCGAUAACCAGUGCAAUAAUAUCGUCUACGAUAACGACUACAACGGCAGCGAUAACAGUAACAGCGACGACGACGGCUACGCCAACAACAACAACGGCGCCGGCGGUUGCCGUGUCGCCCGAAGCUGCACCUGGUUGGAUAGAAUUUUGUGAGAGACACGCCCGCGCUUCGGCAUCCGAUUUUGCCAAAGCGUUUUGUACCUAUGUCAGUUUAAAUCUACCCGAAUGCGCCAGAUCGAAUCUUUCCCAUCGCGACUUUUUAAGGAAAUUCGUCGAAAGCUUCUGCGAACAUUUUGAAACGGAAUACUUGCGUCGCACAGUCAGAUCACCAUCUUUGUAUGAUGCAAGACACACAACCAUCAAUGAUAGAGACGUUAAUGUUACAAAUCAGAACAAUAGCGCUACUAUUCAUGCUUCAUCUCAUGAAGAAUUCAGUGAUUAUUCUGAACACGAUGGAGAUGCAAUAUCGCCAAAACCUGUACAUAAACCCUUCUUUAGGCGCCUGUCGUUUAAAGGACUCAAAAAGGGAAAAAGUUUCUUUCAUAAACAACAAAGCGAUGAAGUGGAAUUAUCUCAUACCGAACAUCGUAGAGAUAAGCAUUCAAAAGCAAAACUUUCAAAGAUUGUAGUAGAAUGUAGGAAAGAAGGUAUCGUUAAUUCAUUGAUGGGUGAAAAUAUUGAUGGAACUCAAAAAUGGGAAAAGUCUAGACUAGCUUUGAUAAAAGCCAUCGGUGGCUACAUGCUGGAAUUUUAUUCUCCUCCAAAAGCGGUAAAACCACGAAGCGGUGUAUUUUGCUCGGCAAUAACGGAGGCUCGAGAAACAACUGCAUUGGAAAUGCCAGAUCAUGAAAAUACAUUUGUAUUGAAGACACAGAAUAUGGAAUUCGUUAUAGAAGCUCACAAUUCGAAUGACAUGAGGUCAUGGUUAGCUACUAUUAAAUAUUGUAUGCGCACAGUUCAACAAAAUUCCAUUAAUCCCAGUUCUGGUGCAGACGCUACCGCAGAAUCGUUGAUGCAUGGUUCAUUGAAUAUUAAUAACGAAAGCGAUAGAUUGAGAGCUAAUUCCGCUAGUAAAAGUUCUCGAACUACAGCUCAUGAUCAUGGAGACGAGGCAUCCAACAAUCCCCCAGAAGUACCUUUAAGACUUCGUAUAAGGAGUAACAGUAAUUUGGAAUUAUGCUCGUCGCAGCAAGACAUUGAACAAACUACAAACGAAGGUGAAACAGAUUUAUCGAGCAGUUUGAGGGAAUACCCGUGGUUUCAUGGUACUCUUUCUAGAUCAGACGCAGCACACCUUGUUUUGCACAGUGCUGCUAACGGUCACGGUGUAUUUCUUGUUCGACAAAGCGAAACUAGAAAAGGAGAGUUUGUAUUAACUUUCAAUUUUCAAGGCAGGGCAAAGCAUUUACGCAUGACGCUUAACGAUCAGGGUCAUUGUCGAGUUCAGCAUCUAUGCUUUCCUGCUAUAUACGAUAUGCUCGAACACUUCCGUCUAAAUGCCAUACCUCUUGAAUCUGGUGGAACUGCUGAUGUAACACUGACAGAAUUUGUGGUAGCAAAUCAUACCAACCGAUCAGGACAUCACAAUGUAUCUGGAUCGAAUCAACAACAAUUACAAGAAAGAAGACCCCCGGCAGCCCUGGAGCCCAGAGAAGUACGCACAUAUGGGGGUUCUAUAAGAACGCGCAUCGAGUCCCUAGAAAGACUGGAACAACAAAACAACGUCAUGGAACAUCAAAGUUCAUCAGUAUCUAGUGGUAGAGCCAUUCAGAACACUUACUGCUUUCUUUGACGGUGGAUACAUAAUUAUUCUGCCAUCAGGCUAUAACCCGAUUACUCCUCUGGAAUUUAAGUACUCUUCCUGUCAACCCAUCCUAGAAAGAAAACGCAGAGUUUUAAGCUGGACUUAUUAUCUUGAAGGACUAUUAAAAUAUGUAUUACUUCACUUACAUAAAUAAUAUAUUUUCUCAAAUCAA
This is a messenger RNA of Megalopta genalis, 2665 nucleotides long. Lineage: Eukaryota; Metazoa; Arthropoda; Insecta; Hymenoptera; Halictidae. The record is from RefSeq and is a predicted model, not a curated record.